Dimorphilus gyrociliatus is the source of this 1413-nucleotide messenger RNA. Lineage: Eukaryota; Metazoa; Annelida; Polychaeta; Dinophilidae. The record is from the annotation of a GenBank genome assembly.
UAAUAAAUUGUAAUAUUAAUGCUAGGUUGGAAAUAGCAAAUAUUCUUUAUAUAAUUUAAUAGGUUUUAUUCCUGUGUAAUGUGUAUGCACUGCCCUACUCGAAACUAGGUCACUACUGCUUAUCUUUAUCAGUGCUAUCUGCAUAGUACAAUACUGGUUCAAUACUACUUCUCUAUUGUAGAAUAUAGCUGAUGAAUGUAUGUGUACAGACAGGCUUUUUAUAUAGAGCACCUAAACUAUUAACCCUGAACCUUUCAAAUUCUCACAAUUCAAAGGACUAUUUAUAAAAACCAGUUACCAGUCAGCCUAUUUCUAUUUCGAAAUUUAUUAUUCUUUAAUACUGUGGAUUGAACUAAAAUCAUAUAAUACAACCCAUUUAAUAGACUAUUUUUAGCAGAUAAAACCAGUUUUUUGGGUGUACAACGCUGAAAUAUUUGUAGACACCUCUAUUUGUUAAUCUGAACUUGAGUAAAUUGUCAUAAAACCUAAGAUGGAUGAAUUAGACCUUAAAAAGGCUAUGCAAUUCUUAAUAAGUCCAAAAAAUUCUGUUCAAGAAGUUUCAAGUUUUUAUGAAUCAUGUGCUGGUAUUUAUGAAAAUUUGACAGAAACCCUGUUCUUUCCUGUUGAAGUUUGUGUACAGACAGCCAUUAAAUAUAAUAGUGACAGGAACUGUGUUAUAGUUGAUGCUUGUUCUGGAACAGGUCGAGUUGGCAGAGAGUUGCUUAACCAAAAUUAUAAGAAUGUUGAUGCUAUUGAACCUUCAAAAAGUAUGAUUGAAAAUGGAUUUAAAGGCUAUAGAAAUAUCUUUCAAAAAUUUAUAACAGAAGAGCCCAUCAAUGAAAUUAAAGCCAACACCUAUGAUCUAUGUACAAUGCUUGGAGGACUGGCUUAUGGUCAUUUUCCACCUAAUGGGUUUGAUGAGAUUGUAAGGAUCGUUAAAAAAGGUGGUUUUGCUGUGAUAGCAAAUACUUAUUUUUACCUAGAAAAUUCACCUGAAUAUUGGGAUGGAAUUCAAGAAAAGUUGAAACAAUUGGCAAAGGAUGGUUUUAUUGAAGAAAAAGAGCGUCAAAUUAUAGAUUACUUGGAUGAUGAUAAACAAGUAUUGCUACUUGUAUUUAAAGUUAUUUAAAAGAUACAGUUGAUACUGAUACUGUUUGUAGACAUAAAGAGAACAUCAGUAUCAAUUUAUAAUUCAUCUAACAAUUAAAAUGCACAGUUUCUUAGAAUUAUACAAUGUUUAAAUGAUGAAAGGGAAAAAAGGAAUGGAAAAUUAAUGCAAUAGAUAAAACCUCAUUGGCACUAUAAAUCCAAAAGAAUAAUAUCUAGAUGACUGAUAAUCUUUAAAACUUUAAUAUCCUAACAAAUAUUUUAUUGGUUUAAUUAUUAAAAUAAAAUAUAUUCAGUUGUAUUGUA